This is a messenger RNA of Didymosphaeria variabile, 450 nucleotides long. Its product is annotated as 40S ribosomal protein S12. NCBI's taxonomy places the organism in Eukaryota, Fungi, Ascomycota, Dothideomycetes, Pleosporales, Didymosphaeriaceae. The coding region runs from base 1 to 450 and encodes 149 amino acids. Gene Ontology annotation, molecular function: structural constituent of ribosome. The transcript has 3 exons. Gene Ontology annotation, cellular component: cytosolic small ribosomal subunit; ribosome. The record is from RefSeq and is a predicted model, not a curated record. Gene Ontology annotation, biological process: translation.
AUGUCGGACGGAGAAGACAACCAGUCCGUCGUCGCCGCCGAGGAGGUAGAGGUUUCCGCCGAUGCCUCCGCCGGAAAGGGCCAGAUGUCCGUCCUCGAGGCGCUCAAGGGCGUUCUCAAGCUCGCUCUCAUCCACGACGGUCUUGCCCGCGGUCUCCGUGAGGCUUCCAAGGCGCUCGACCGUCGCCAGGCGCACAUGUGUGUCCUGAACGAGGCUUGCGAGGAGGAGGCAUACAAGAAGCUCGUCGUUGCGCUCUGCUCCGAACACAAGAUUCCCCUCAUCAAGGUUCCUGAUGGCAAGCAGCUCGGCGAGUGGGCCGGUCUCUGCCAGAUCGACCGCGAAGGCAACCCCCGCAAGGUCGUCAACUGCUCCUGCGUUGUCGUCCGUGACUGGGGUGAGGAGUCCCAGGAGCGCAGCAUCCUCCUCAACUACUUCCAGACCGAGCAGUAA